Danio rerio (zebrafish) is the source of this 1775-nucleotide messenger RNA. RefSeq names its product secernin 2 (gene scrn2). Gene Ontology annotation, molecular function: cysteine-type exopeptidase activity; dipeptidase activity. The record is from RefSeq and is marked provisional. Lineage: Eukaryota; Metazoa; Chordata; Actinopteri; Cypriniformes; Danionidae. Gene Ontology annotation, biological process: proteolysis.
UCUCACAGGCUCGCUGGCCGAUCUGGAGCUUAUUAAGGAUGGCUGAACCACCUCGGUCAUGUGACUGUUUUGUAUCUCUUCCUCCGGGUUCAAAGGAAGAUUAUGUGAUAUUCGGUAAAAACUCUGACCGUCCGCGGGAUGAGGUGCAAGAGGUGGUGUAUUUCCCAGCGUCUUCACACCCUCCUGCCUCCACUGUGGAGUGCACAUAUAUCUCCAUUCCUCAAGUGGAGCACACUAAUGCAGUGGUGCUGAGCAGACCUGCCUGGCUCUGGGGCGCUGAGAUGGGGGCCAAUGAACACGGCGUGUGUGUCGGAAAUGAGGCCGUCUGGACCAAAGAGCCUGUGAAUCCAGAAGAGGCUCUGCUGGGAAUGGACCUGGUUCGGCUGGGUCUGGAGCGAGGGGACAGUGCUCGGGCGGCUCUGAAUGUAAUCACGGCUCUGCUGGAGCAGUUUGGUCAGGGUGGAGCCUGCAGGGAGACCAGCGAACCCUUUAGUUAUCACAACACCUUCUUAUUAGUGGACCGACAGGAAGCAUGGGUGCUGGAGACUGCUGGGAAACUCUGGGCUGCACAGAAAGUCACAGAGGGUGUAAAGAACAUUUCUAACCAGCUGACGAUAGACUUCGAGAUCUCCGCUGAGCAUCCGGAUCUGCGCUCUGUGGCUCAGGCUCAGGGCUGGUGGAGUGGAGAGGGCGACUUCAGCUUCACUGCCGUUUUCAGCCCUGAUCAUCCGCCUGCCAGGAUGGAAAUGGCCAAGCAACGCUACAGGGGCGGCACAGCCCUGCUCCAGCAGCACAACGGCUCUGUGACGGCAGAGGUGAUGAUGAGUAUCCUGAGGGACAAGGCCAGUGGGAUCUGUAUGGACUCAGAGGGUUUCCGCACGACUGGCAGCAUGGUGUCCAUCCUCCCUCGCAACCCAAACAUGCCCUGCGUUCACUUCCUCACUGCCACACCAGACCCAUCCAGGUCUGUAUUCAAGCCUUUUAUCUUUUCGGAGAGCGUGAGGCCUGUCAGUAUGGUGAUGUCCCCUCAGUAUGGCCCAGGCGACCCCGUCAGGACACUGCCUCGUUUCCAGCACCAGGUGGACCGCAAACAUGAGCUCUACAAAGCCCACCAGAUGGCCAAUACCAGCUCUGAUGCUGGAGUCUCUCUACAGGACACUAUGAGGUACCUUGAGUCCCAGUGUCUGGAGGAGAUCGAGGCCAUGCUGAGAGGCGAGGUUCAGGGCCAGGAGCUUGGGGAUCUGUUCUUCGACUGUGUGGACGCCGAGAUCAAAUUCUACCAGUGAAACAGUGUAGGUAAACAGAAACGCCACACAUCUGACCAGAGUCUUCCUCUGACUGAUCUUGCCUGUAACCUGUGGCUGUUUUGCAGUUGUAAUUGUGAUUGUCACUAGUGCUUGCUGAUCUGCCUGGAGAGAGAACGAGAAAGACAGAGAGUCCAGAGCGCACAGGUUCCUGCCUGCUCUCCUAGUUCCCCUGAUGCCAUGCCAAACUAAUCGUGAUGUCCAUGCCACACUAACUGUAACUUUAAAAACACACACACAUUAGAUGUUGAUGUGAGUGGAUCACCAUAACCAUGUGUAAUUGUCACCCAGGGUGUUCAUAUAUGCAUCACAUUAACCGGUUUGUGAUAGAUUACUAAGGUGUGUAUGUGCUGUGGGUAGAUGUGUGAGAGAGAUGUUAGUCAAAAACACUUCUCAUUCCUGUAAGAGACGGGCUCAGCCACCAGACUGACCCUCUGAGGAGAAACACAAUAAAAUGUCCAUGGUUCAAAA